Molecule: messenger RNA, 3977 nt
Organism: Centropristis striata (black sea bass)
Lineage: Eukaryota; Metazoa; Chordata; Actinopteri; Perciformes; Serranidae
Product: rhodopsin kinase GRK1-like
Exons: 7
Coding region: 1742-3427 (561 amino acids)
Biological process (GO): regulation of signal transduction; protein phosphorylation; signal transduction
Cellular component (GO): cytoplasm
Molecular function (GO): rhodopsin kinase activity; ATP binding
Source: RefSeq, a predicted model, not a curated record
UUUAAAAGAAAAGGUGCCCAAGUGUUUUUGACAUGUAGAACUGAUAAGGACCAAAUGCUGCAGACACCGGAGAAUUUAGAUGUUUUUCUGUCUCAACAGCUUAAUACGUCCAAUCUUAAGUCAGCAAAACCUGUACAUGGAUGCUCCCUUUUUUGCUGUAAAAUCUCCCACAUUUUAAAGAAAAGGUUCAUUUUUACACAAGGGACAGGACUAUCUGUACAUUCAAGGUUUUUGGCUACUGUUGUCAUUAUUCCUGCUAAUUUUGGCUGCACAAAAAUCCUGUGAUUUAUAAAAUACUAUCCUAGUUUGUAAAAUUACAUUAAGUUCAGCUAUAGCUAAAAUGGCUGUUGAGGGAACUUAAAGGGGGACAUUUUGGGGUUAAAAUAGCUUGGCUAACAUGUCCAGUUUGUUAGUCAACACAACUGGGUAAUCAACAAAGUAACACUGUUUUUAUUAUAAGAUUCCCUUUCCAUGUACCUGCAAACUGUUUCCUUGCUAAAUAGUUGCAGAAAAAUGGCAACACAGAGCAGUUGUUUGCUCUAAAAAUAUUUCCAAAUACUAUCCCACUUGGUUUAAAGGUGGGCUGAGCCAUUCUGGAGAAAAUAUGUUGAUAUUGUAUUUGAACUCAACACCCAAACAAAUGCUGCUCUCCUCUUUUUACCAGCCCUUUCGCUCCCACUGCAUUUUUCUUUAUACGCACGUGACCUUUCCCCUUUCUGUGCACAAGCAAGACCCUGGCUGUUGCUGUUCUGCUGGGGCAGUGUUGUGUGGUUCUGUCAGAGUUUGCCAUAUAAAGAAAUCAGGGCUGUGUAUAAACAAUUUAUUUUUCCCCCAGCACACACAGAACAGCAUGUGGACCAUGAGGAGAUAUUUGCUGAAUUUGACAAAUGUAUUGGAUUAGAAUUGCUGACUCCAUCUUUAACCCUGCCAAGGCAUCAUAUUAACUUCAGCUAAAAAAAAAAAAAAAAGAAUGUAAUUUUUACUCAAAACUAUGACUGUGGACUCUCCAUCACGAAAUGAGUUUUGAGGCGGACUCUCUUUGUGGUGAGUACAGACAGGAGGAACAGUUACAACAUCAAAAAAUCCAUCCAUUUUCCAGAUUGGUAUGUCAGUAAUGUGGUCAGAGACUAAACAUUUCAAAUCGUUUAAUAUUCCCCCCUUCACAGACUGAUUUACUCUAAGGAUUUAUGAUAAUACAUUUGGAAAUGUAAGCACCAGCUUGUGUAUUGGAACAUCGUCCUAAUGUAUUUUGAUUUGAUUUGUUGGUUUAUGAUUUAAUCACAAACCUGAUUGCUUUUCCAAACCCGAGCUUUGCUUUUAACAGCUUGAUCAGUCUUUAUGAAUGUCCCCCUGUUAAUUGUGAUUCACCAGUUGACUGACUGGAGACUCUCCAGCUGCCUGUGUUCUGUUCCAGCAUGUGCUCGCACACUUUGUCUGGGGCAUUAGGGUGUUAAUGGAUUACCGAAAGGUGUUGACUCAGGUGUGUGUGUAUGCACGCGCGUGUAAAUUAGGGUGAUGCAGUGCUCAAAGUGUGUGGGGAUUUCGUGGAGACACCAGUCUGGAGUUUCCAUUUCUCUCCGUCUCUCCCGCUGCUCACUGAUCUGUGUCCUGUUUUCUCAUCUUUGCGUCAUCCUUUUGACGCCUCACUCCUGCACAUUAACGAGCAGCAUUUAUCCUCUGCGUCUGUUUUCUCUCUGCAAUGUCUCCUCUUUGUGUUGCCUAACAGUCACCUGCCCUCAACAUGGAUAUCGGAGGACUGACCACAGUCGUAGCAAAUUCUGCUUACAUUAAUGCUCGUGGAAGCAUCGAUGGCAGUGCAGCAGCAACUCGUGAUAAGAAGUACCAUUCUCGCCUCAAGCUGCCCCACAUCACAGUGUGCGAGGGCUUGGGGGAUACCCUGGAUCUGACCUUUGACACAGCCUGCGUGGAGCAGCCUAUUGGCAAACGCCUCUUUCGGGAAUUCUUGGAUUCAAACACAGAUUAUCACGGGGCCUGCCGUUUGUGGAAAGACAUUGAGGCAUACGACCUGGCGGAGGAUUCUGACCGGGCAAAGAAGGCCUCAAAGAUUAUCCAGCGUUACCUGGACCCCUCUGCCAAACACUUCUGCCCAUUCCUGUCUGAGGACAUCAUAACGAAGGUGAAGGAAAACCAGGAUGCUGCUGGUGAUGAUUUGUUUGCUGCAGCUUUGGCCACAACUUUGAACUAUCUGCGUGAGGCCCCCUACAUUUUCUUCCUGGAGAGCUUGUUCCUAAAGAGGUACCUGCAGUGGAAGUGGCUUGAGAUGCAGCCCAUGGAUGCAGACUGGUUCCUAGACUUCCGUGUGCUGGGGAAAGGUGGGUUUGGGGAGGUGUCUGCCUGUCAGAUGAAAGCCACAGGAAAACUGUAUGCCUGUAAGAAACUCAACAAGAAGAGGCUGAAGAAGAGGAAAGGCUUCGAGGGGGCGAUGGUGGAGAAGAGGAUACUUGAGAAGGUUCACAGUCGCUUCAUUGUGUCGUUGGCGUACGCCUUCCAGACAAAGGACGAACUUUGUCUGGUCAUGACCAUCAUGAAUGGAGGAGACCUCAAGUACCAUAUCUACCUGGUGGAUGAGAACAACCCGGGCUUCGACGAGCCCAGAGCCUGUUUCUACAUCGCUCAGAUCAUCCAAGGCCUGGAGCACCUCCACCAGAAGAGAAUCAUCUACAGAGAUCUCAAACCAGAAAAUGUGCUUCUAGAUAAUGAUGGGAACGUGCGUAUAUCUGACCUGGGUCUGGCUGUGGAGCUAAAAGAAGGCAAAACACUGACUAAAGGAUACGCUGGGACACCAGGGUACAUGGCUCCAGAGAUGCUGAAAGGAGAGAAGUAUGACACUUCAGUCGACUACUUCACUCUGGGUGUGACGCUGUUUGAGUUCAUGGCUGCUAAGAAUCCUUUCAGAAACCGGGGAGAGAAGGUUGAGCGUGAGGAGAUGAAAGAGCGCAUGCUGACGCGGCAGGUAGAAUAUCCAGACAAUUUUAGUGAGCAUGCAAAGUCUCUCUGUGAAGGACUGCUGGCUAAAGAGGUUGGUCAGCGGAUGGGUUUUAAGAAUGAAUGCUGCGACGAAAUCAGAGCCCACCCAUUUUUCAAAGACAUCAACUGGAGGAAACUCAAUGCAGGUAUUCUGUCUCCUCCUUUCGUCCCGGACCCUAAAGUGGUGUACGCUAAAAGUCUGGAUGACGUCGGGGCUUUCUCCUCCGUGAAGGGAGUCACCCUGGCCGAUCCUGACAAGACCUUUUUUGACGAGUUUUCCUCGGGCAACAUCCCCAUCCCCUGGCAGGAGGAGAUGAUCGAAAUGGGAAUUUACGGAGAGCUCAACAGUUGGGGUCCGGAAGGUACCAUCCCGAACGACCUCCGCAGGGAAUCCAUACUAGAGCAGCCAAAGCCAUCAUCAACCUGCUGCAUAUCGUAGAGUCACUGAAACUCCUUUCAGACCACACAGCGUACAGACUCAAAUACUCAGGACAGACAUGAGUCACUUCUGAACUUUCUCAUUGCAGAGUUAAAACAGUUUGAGACUCUAAACAACCAGAACAGAAUGCAGAUGGAUUUUCCACCUGGAGUGGGCUUAAAAAUAGCAGUUUUAGAAGUUUAAAGAAAAAAAUACUGACAUUAAAUCCUCUGUCCCCUCCUCACUCUCACUCCAUGACUUCUCCUUGUCUGUCCCUCUGUCUCUUCUCUUUGUGUGUGCAUGUGUUAAAUGAUUGUAAUGCUUUUAGAUUUUAAAUUUAAUUGGAAAAUCACAUUUUUAAGCAUUUGGUAUACUUCGAUGUGGGUGAAACUCGCAUGUAAAAAUGCUGAUUUCUCUCUCCUGCAUAUCUGCUCCUAGAGUGUACGCCAUUUAAUGGAAGAUGCUUUUUUCCUUUUUGACUUUUUUUUGAGUCCCUUAGUUUUUACUAUAAACAGCUAAAUUAAGUGCUGCUGUUCAAAUACCAAGAGCUACGACACCAGAAAUGCAAAUA